AAAUGACAAGCAGACAGCAUGGGCUUUCGAAAUCACAGGGUUGGGACAGAAACACUACGGAGGUUCACCAGAUAGCGGGGUCAAACCAUGGCACUCUUUGGAGUCUUUCUUCUGGGUAUCACAGUGCAACUUCACACAGUUAGCUGUGACUUAUACUUACACAUUCCAAGGGGAAGUAACAACAGGCUCAAUGAGAGGUCAGCAGCCAGAACUAAUAACCAGCGAAUGUUUGACUCUCAGAACAAUAACCGAGGAGGCUAUAACGUCGGGGAUGCAACUAAAGACUCAGCCAACAAUGAUGAAGGAAAGCAAUAUAGAAUGAAAUAUUUCCAAAGCUCCAGUGGCCAUAAUUCAAAUGAAGGAUUGUCAUAUCUGAUGGUACACUGGACCAAUCAGCAUGGCUGUGGGGGGAAUGAAGAUACGGAUCCUCAGAAACAGAACUGUAACCUCUUGCUUCAGUACAUGUGCCAGGAGGACACAGACACGCCCACAGGUACUAAGGACACUCUGAGGAAUGGGGUUCAGACAGCAAAACAAGACUACACAAAACCUUCUGCAACAGAAACAAAAUCUCAGAUGAAUAAUCGACGUAAUCAAAAUGUGAAGUCACAGCGUGGUUUGCAUGAACCAUGGUCAUGGUAUGACAUGUGUUACAUCAGGGAGAGAAAUAAAGGGCUGUUCACAGCUGAUCAGUCUCUGAAGAAAAACAACCUGGGGUACAGUAGUGCAGUGAACACCCGCCAAAACCCAGGGGGCACCCAGUAUGGCUAUGAAUGCCCAGAAGAGCGGGAUUACUACCCUUACUGGCACCCUACUCCCUGGAAGGACAUUGCUGUGCUGGCACAGAAUGCUUCCCUAUGCAGAUAUUACCAGAGUGAAAGUUUCAAUGUGAAAGACCAUGGGCUGUGUAUCGAGACCUUUCACGAUGGAUCUAUCAGAAAGGCUUCUCGCUGGAACAACAAAGCACAGUGUGAAGAAAACAGCGGACAGUGGGAGUUUUUUUCUAACUACCUAGAGAAAGCUCCAGAGUUUACAUCUGAGAGGGAUUGUGUGAACUCCAAAGCUGGAGGUCACCGCCAUAUCUGGGCUGUGCCUUAUGACGCUGAGGAUUUGACUACCAAAGAGUGCCUUGUUGCCUUGGAGGCUCCAGACUGCAGCGAAGCUCCCUGGUCCAGGUCGAACCACCUUGGAGAUGGCCGUGGUGGUCACACACUCAAUUACACAUGGACUCUUCCUUUCUUUCCAUCAGGGGACACCAAGAGAUGUGUGUUCAGGAUGAGGUACAAUAUAUCAACAGAUGACUAUGACCCUUACUACACAAAUUCCAGCCACAACUACAAUCUGCAAACUGGUGUUGUUUCUCCUGUGACUCAGAAUCCGUAUGUUGACAUUGGUGCCGGGCACUCCCCUCUGAGACUUGCAAUCAACACUGCUCAGUAUGGACGGGUGUUUCAGGAUCGCUCCCAUGUCUUCUUGCUGAGACCCAGGCCAGCUGGUUGGAAUGCCAGAAACAUUCAUAACCUGAACAUACGUGGGAAGAGAGGCAACAUUGUCCAAGUGUACCCAGCUGUGGAAUAUGACUUCUACCCAACCAGUCUACAGAUGAAAGACGGGGAUUUAGUUCAUAUCCAGUGGACAGGGUCAAACAGUCAUAAUAAUGGUCAGCCUGCAGGUGACGGCCAAGCAGGGGAUGAUGGGGAAGGCAAUGGAGGAACAGACAGAAAUAAUCUAGUCCAGAUUAAGGACAUGAAUGAGAACUAUCCUAUGCCUUUUGAAAACUCAAACCUAUGGACAGGGGCUGAGAUAUUCUGGCACCAUAAAGGUAUCAUGGGAGUGAGUGCCAAGGACCUUGCUGUAAGCAUGGCAACAUCUGGGUAUUACAGUUGUGUAAAGCGAACCACUUGUGGAGGAGACUCUGCGGAGGGAACAGCUGUAAAGGUGGACAAACUGUUGAAUAAUGCACCUGCAUCUUACGAGGGAGCUGUUGUGAGGUUCACAAGAGGCACUUACCAUUAUAUGUGCACAAGGAAUAACAAUUACACAAACAGGAGCCAGAAGGGAACUAUCAUCGUCGCCUGAAACUGGUCAGGCAGCACUGUGGGAGCAGAGUUCAGUAUUACAUAUGGUCGUGGUGAAAAGGGAACAAGGGUGGACUGGUUCCAUCAAAUUAUAUGCUGUUUCCUGUAAUUGUUUACGAUUUUGACCGGAGCAAAAAUGAACACACACACACAAACACACAAAAAAAAUUUUUAUUAAAGAAAUAAAAAGCAUGUAAAGUAACCUUAUAUACAUGCGCAUUUUACCAAAAAGUAUACAUGUAUAUGAAUGGAAUAAACGCACUGAGGUAUUAAAAAUUUAAACUUUUUGUUUUUUUGGCGAUUAUGAAGUUCUGCAGAUCAUUUAAUAAGUGCCUGUGGUGAGAAGAUCGUUAUGCUGCAAUACAUAUACAGUACCAGUAUGUGGCAUUACAUUUGAUCUGUAGAGAGUUAUUUUCUGUAAGAAAAUUUUUAUAUUAAGAUUAUGUUUGUAUUACCAAUCAUAGUAACUUACAGUCUGCAUGUGACUGAAAAGUUUUGACGAAGUUGAUAACAGUUUAACAGGCUUUACGUAUGACAUGUUUCCAGAGAGUAAAUGGUAAUUUUAAGUGCGGACAUGCCAAAUCCUAUUUAUCAAAGGAAAGGAUAAUAAUACUAAUUUUUAUAAAUUAAUGUAAAAUCAACAAUAUUAUACCGUUCAGUAUGUCCAUGAGCGACUUAUUGAAUUAAUGUCUGUCUUACUCUGUAGGGGAUAUCCAGCAGGUUUUAAUAGACGUUGGGAUGAGAAAAACUUUAUCUCACCUCAUAAGCGUAUUAAGACAAAUUUCAACAAAAACUGCCAAUCAAAAUAUUAUCCCUUUUAUAUCUACUUGCAAUCCCAACAGUAACAAUAUAUUCCCCAUAAUACUGAAUACGUUACCUAUACAGAACAAUAGUACUAAAAUGAAAGAUAUCAUUUUAAAAUUUACAAUCAUUAAUAGUAAACGACAGAGCCCAAACCUGAAGAAAUUGUUAAUGGUGGCCCAUUUUUCAGAUAACCAGUGGAAUGCACGCGUCAGUAAAUGUAACAAACCUAGGUGUGGGGUGUGCAUCCAUAUAUUGGAUACCACAACUCACCCCUUAUUCACUCUUAAAAUGAACAUGUCCUGUGAAUUUAAUUAUGUUGUGUAUGCUGUUAUAUGCCAGGGGUGUGGCAAACAAUACAUUGGUCAGACAAUAGAUUUAAGAUCACGGAUAACCGUAACAGAUAACAGAUUUUUCUGAGAAUCGGUGAUUUCUUCUUGUUAGUCGACACAUUAGACAAUGUUCUCUCUCUGUGACACAGCCUUUCAAAGUCUUUCCAUUUUAGAAAGUUCAGGGUGGAAACCAAACUUUGCUAGAUGGUGAAGAAACUUUGUUUAAUAAUAAGUAUCAACCCUGUCUGAAUGGAAGCCAUUGGCCCUCGGCCACAGGCCUCGACCAUUUGACCGCACUUGUGUACUAAUUAACCAUGCAUUGUUAUACAUUAUUUAAGAAUGUUAUGUUUAAUGUACACAAUGAACUAUAUUAUGUUGUUUGAUUUUACACUAAUUUAUGAAGAUUAGUAUUGUUAUCCUUUUUGAUAUCUUUGUGUUCACAAAGUUUCGGCAUGUCCUAAUAUGUUGUCCCAGUGACCAUUUACUCCCUGGAAACAUGCCCACAUAUAAAGCCUGUCGAACCGUUAUACUUCGUUCCUUGGUAAGAACAAGACGUUUGAAACUGCAGUCGGAAUACAAAGAUGUAGAAUGUUGAGAAGUCUCAUUUGUUGUUUUUUUUUUAUUCUAUAUAUAGUGGUCUUUGUGGGAAAAUAUUCUGUAAUAAUCUGCCGUGGUUGACCCGGUAAAUACUUCAGCUACAACUAGACUGUGUCAUUAAUGUGCAUGGGGAAAUAACCCACUCGAUUUAAGAAGGCACACAAGAACAUUGCAUGUACUAGUCAUCAUUUAUUAUUGAAAGUGAUGCCUGUAUUUACAACUGUAAACUUCAUAAUGUUUUUAUAACUUUAAUUUAUAAACUUACAUCUGAAAAAUCAAAAGUUUCUAGUUUAUGUGGUAAUUACAUAUUCUGGUGACAUUUAUUUACCUUCCAAACGAUGGUAAAUUUUCACCAAAACCAUUCAUCUACAGGCAUUAUGUAGUUUUCAUUUCUUUGAGUUAUGAGACCAUAUUUGUUGUUUUCUGGUUUUCAUAUGCCUGUAUCCACUGAUAUAUUUUAAUUUGUGUUGUUUAACAGAAUUGUCUGCUGGACAGACUGGUUAUACACAAAUCGGAACAAUAAAAACCAUUUUAUAUCUCGUU
Liolophura sinensis is the source of this 4351-nucleotide messenger RNA. Its product is annotated as protein DD3-3-like. The coding region runs from base 88 to 2079 and encodes 663 amino acids. The record is from RefSeq and is a predicted model, not a curated record. The transcript has 14 exons. Lineage: Eukaryota; Metazoa; Mollusca; Polyplacophora; Chitonida; Chitonidae.